AUGGGUUCAAAUAUAAAAAGACAUGCAUUGUUACUCCAACCUAUUGCUUCUUUUGAUCCAGUAGAGACUGAAGAUUUCUAUGAAGGUGAUACAAUAGAAGUAAAAAUAAAUAAGUUUGAUGUAAAACCAUCCUCAUUUAUCAUAUCAAAAGUACUCCUUGAAGUAUGUAAAGAAAUGAAUUUCCUUGUUUAUGAAUCAUCUUUUAAAAUAAUUAGUAACAAAAUUGGAACAGGAAUCAUAAAACCUAUUUUAAUUGGUAUGGAUACAAAUUUACAUUGUGAUGAUUGCACAUUAAUGGAUAUAAAAGAAAAAAAUAAUAGUUACAUUGAGUGGAUUGUUAAUCGGAAACGUAUUUUUGUACUAUUAUUAAUUAUCAUAAUAUCACUUGCUAAUAUAAUGAUGGGGUGUGAAAUUGAUCUCAAUAUUGUGUGGGAAACAAUAAAAAAACCUUAUGGUGUUAUAAUUGGUUUUGUUACACAAUUUUUACUUAUGCCUAUGAUUGCAAUAAUAAUAUCAUUAUCUGUAUUUUGGGAGGAAAAGUAUAGUUCAUUUGCACUUGGAUUAUUUAUCACGGCAUGUUCUCCUGGUGGUGGAGCUAGUAAUUAUUGGACAAUAUUAUUAAGUGGGAAUGCUAAUUUAAGUGUAACAAUGACAUUUUUUAGUAGUUUGGCUUCUUUAUUUAUGAUGCCUCUUUGGAUCAGUCAAUUUGAACAUUAUUUUUACCAUGAUUUUAACAAAAAUGAUGUAACAAUUAAGACACCAUUUGUUAAAAUUAUUACAUCAUUAUUAUCAAUGAUUAUUCCAUUACUUAUUGGUGUUUUAAUAUCAAAAAAAGCCCCAAAAUUUGGUGAAAAAAUACGUAAAGUAACAAAACCAUUUCUCAUGUUUGUACUUGUAUUUCUUAUUGUAUUUGGAUGUAUCUCCUCAACAUAUAUCUUUCACAUUAUAACAAUUCGAUCAGUAUUUGGAAGUUUUAUGUUACCAUUUGGUGGAUUUAUGUUUGGUUGUUUUAUGGCUAUAAUUACAAGACAACCACCUCCAAAUGUUACAGCUAUAGCUAUUGAAACAGGCGUACAAAAUACAGGAAUUGCCAUUCUUGUUCUAAAAGCAGCUUUUCGUUCCCCACAAAAUGAUAUUGCUUGCCUAAUUCCAAUAUUAGUGGCAUGUUGUACUCCUAUUCCAUUAACUGGCUGCUUUUUUAUUCAUGGAAUUUUAAAUAAAUUUAAAAAAUUUAGAGAAAAGAAAACAAACAUAAAAGUAGAAGAGUAUUCAUUACGUAAAGAUCGACUUCUGCAGGCUGAUGUUUGCUAG
Strongyloides ratti is the source of this 1311-nucleotide messenger RNA. RefSeq names its product Bile acid:sodium symporter family-containing protein. Lineage: Eukaryota; Metazoa; Nematoda; Chromadorea; Rhabditida; Strongyloididae. Bases 1 to 1311 code for a protein of 436 amino acids. Gene Ontology annotation, cellular component: membrane. The transcript is spliced from 6 exons. The record is from RefSeq and is a predicted model, not a curated record.